AUGGCGAACAACUUGGGCACAACCACAGUUGCCUACACCCUCACUGAAGGAAAUUCUGCAGACAGCAGCAUACAGAAUCCAUUGGUGACCGAAUCUGCCUCCAAGUCCACCAGACCUCGUGAAUGGAGGUUCUUGAAGACUUAUCCUGAAGAAUUUGUAAUUGGGGACGUCUCUCAUGGAGUGCAAACUAGGUCUUCCACUAGAAAGGCAAAUGAAGGUUCAAACAUUGCCCUCCUCUCACAAAUGGAGCCUCAAAACGUCAAGGAAGCCCUUAGUGACCCCUCUUGGAUCAAGGCUAUGGAGGAUGAGCUUCCUGAGUUUGAAAAGAACCAAGUGUGGACGUUGGUUCCAAGGCCAAGUGGAAAGAAAGUGACCGGUAUGAGACAAUUCUGGGCAGAUGAUGAAUGUUUCCUUCAAAACAGCGUGUUCUGGGCUUAUUGCAAGUGA
Molecule: messenger RNA, 447 nt
Organism: Arachis stenosperma
Lineage: Eukaryota; Viridiplantae; Streptophyta; Magnoliopsida; Fabales; Fabaceae
Exons: 3
Coding region: 1-447 (148 amino acids)
Source: RefSeq, a predicted model, not a curated record